Molecule: messenger RNA, 807 nt
Organism: Synchytrium microbalum
Lineage: Eukaryota; Fungi; Chytridiomycota; Chytridiomycetes; Synchytriales; Synchytriaceae
Exons: 4
Coding region: 1-807 (268 amino acids)
Biological process (GO): mitochondrial ATP transmembrane transport; mitochondrial ADP transmembrane transport
Cellular component (GO): mitochondrial inner membrane
Molecular function (GO): ATP:ADP antiporter activity
Source: RefSeq, a predicted model, not a curated record
AUGAUCAAACAAGGUCGUUUGUCAACACCAUACAAGGGUAUCGGUGAAUGUUUCUCACGUGUCGUAAAGGAAGAAGGUGUCUACUCUCUCUGGCGUGGUAACACUGCCAACGUCAUCCGAUACUUCCCAACCCAAGCCUUGAACUUUGCCUUCAAGGACUACUUCAAGCGUAUGUUCAACUACAAGGUCGAUAAGGAUGGAUACUGGAAGUGGUUUGCUGGUAACUUGGCUUCUGGUGGUAUGGCUGGUGCUUCAUCAUUGUUGUUUGUGUACUCUCUCGACUAUGCUCGUACUCGUCUUGCCAACGAUGCCAAGUCAUCCAAGAAGGGUGGAGGAGAACGACAAUUCAACGGUCUCAUUGACGUAUACAAGAAGACCUUGGCUACCGACGGUAUUGCCGGUCUUUACCGUGGAUUUGCCAUCUCUUGUGUUGGUAUCAUAGUUUACCGUGGUUUGUACUUUGGUCUCUACGACUCGAUCAAACCAGUCUUAUUGGUCGGACCCUUGGAAGGAUCUCUCUUGGGAUCUUUCUUCUUGGGUUGGUCCAUCACCAUUGGUGCUGGUUUGGCAUCAUACCCUAUUGAUACUGUCCGUCGUCGUAUGAUGAUGACGUCCGGACAAGCCGUCAAAUACAGGUCAUCCAUGCACUGCUUCAGUGAAAUCGUCAAAAACGAAGGUACUUCCUCCUUGUUUAAGGGUGCUGGUGCUAACAUCUUGCGUGCUGUCGCUGGUGCUGGUGUGUUGGCUGGAUACGAUCAACUCCAACUGAUUAUGUUCGGCAAGGCCUACAGCGGUGGAUCUGGUUAA